AUGUGCGAGUCCGACACGAACGACAGCUCGAUCAAGGACUGCGAGUACUUCGACCCGAUGUCGGAGAUUUUCGGCGAUCCAGACCACACCGACGCGGUCGAAGUACGGGCGAUGCCCGGGGCGGCAGCGGCGGCUUCGACGCCCGCAGCCGACGUCCCGAUCGACAGCAACAAGCACCGCGACAUCAAGAAGGACCAAGGCCUCGACGGUGGUUCAGGACAUCGGAGGGGCAGUGGAGACCGACAGCGACGACAGACCGAUCCAGAGCGAUGGGGCAAGCGGACCAUCGGCGAAUGGAUGACACUGGAUCGUCGGGACCUACGACUGGACUGGGACAGAGCGGAGGCUGCCAACGAGAAAGACGAUCGCUACACGGGCAAGCCCUGCUACGGCGAGCACGACACGACACACCCGCUGGCGAGGCACGCCAACGGAUACAAGGUGAGCUACAAGUGCGUGAGAUGCGAGCUGGUCAUGCUGUACAUCCCGAAGCACGGGGCGACGGGCAGGUACAGGCAGAAGGGAGCUCUGGGACCGACCGUGGGAAAGAUCAAGAUCGAAGAAGUGACGAAGGAGAAGGUCACCAAGGAGAAGGCCGGGGAAUCAGAGGAGGAGGGGAUGCCGUACCCGAGCACCGAUCAGAUGAGCAAGGCCGACAUGAUGUUCGACCAGAUGCGCGACAGCACCAAGCGGAGGACGGCCCCACCGACUCGCAGGAAGAAGAAGGAGUCUCCCCAGGAGGAGAUAAACCUGAAGGACUACAGCUGGGUGCUAGAGCAGGUGACAGAAGCUGGGAUGGCGACAGACCUCUACGUGAAACAGCUGAUCGAGUUCUGCACGGAGGAGGACAGCCAGCUCGGGAAGGUCGCGGAGGAACGCGAGGACGCCGAGAUCAUCAGGAUCACGCGGAAGGACGCGGAUCUCAGCGCGAAACAUGGACUGGGGUUGGCCAAGAACCUGGCGGCGAAAAGCCCUGGAGCCGACGUCUGGGGAAGCCUACCGUGCACAGCCGUCAGCGCGCUUCGCAGCGGUUGCAUCGGCAGACAGGAUGGCCAGUACUGGAAGAAGCUCGAAGCACGAAAGAAGAACCUUAAGAAGAUCGUGAAUCACUUCAUGGAAGUGAGCAGGAUUGUCAAGGACAAUGGUGGGGACGUGCACUUCGAGUGGCCACGCAACUGCCAUGGCUGGAAGUACUUCCCGGAGCUGAUAGAGUUCUUUGGUGAGCUGGGCAUGGAGAAGGUGAACUGCGACGGGUGCCAGGCCGGGGUGGUCAACACCAAGGGCGAGCCGAUAUACAAACCGUGGGCGCUGUGGACCAGCAGGAAGAAGCUCGCAACGGCCCUGAGUGGCAAACGCUGCCCAGAUCCCCAAGUCGCAGCCGUGAAGCAGAUCAAGUGCAGCUCGUGCAUUGAGAAUCAGAUAGCAAGACCCAGACCAGCAGCGGUAAUCGAGCCAGCUCGAGAUCUAUGGCAGGCGGUCGGCAUCGACGUGAAGGAGAUCGUAGGCAACGACCAGAUCAAGCGGAAGUACCUUGUGAUCGUGGACGAGGCGAGUAAGCUGACGCUGGAGGUCAAGAUCUUCUCAAUACCCGCCCAGGAGUCGACGAACUGCGCCGCCAAGGAGCUGCUGGAUGCGUUCAGAGGACAUUGGACAGAUCGGCAUGGGAUGCCAAGCGUACUGAGGCUCGAUCCGGAAGGAGCAUUCGUGUCACACGAGUUCUAUGACAGUAUUGCAGGUGAAGGAAUACAGGUGGAUCCGUGUGCCACCCAGGCUCACUGGCAGAAUGGCAUCGCGGAGCGCGCAAUCAAGACGGCGUUCGAGUGCGCCAAGGCCAUGCGUCGUGAUCAUGGGACCGACCUGGAGGCAGCUGUACAUGCGGCGGUGGAGGCACACAACGCGGUCGAGAGAGUCGAUGGAUACAGUCCGAGCCAAUGGGCCUUCGGACGAGACAAGAACUGGUCAGGGACUCUCAAGAAGGAGGAUCACCUGGACGUCGUGAAGUGCACGAACCAGAGCUACAUGGAGAACCUGUCCAUGCGGGAGCUGGCAUCAAAGAUCAUUGGACUGGAGAGUCUCAACAAGGGGGAUGUGAUUUCCGUGGACAAAGAGGACGCGCCGAUGAAUGAGGAGACCUACACACCGGAGACCACAGCUCGUGCACCAGAAGACGGAGACAAGGAGGACCACUGGGAAGAAGGUGAGUUCGAAGGCUUCAGAGCCAAACCGGAAAAGACGACCAUGGAAAGGAUCACCGUGAUCAGGUAUGAGGACGGAUCCGAGGAGACGGUCAAGGACGACAACUGGAAAGUGCAUGGGAAGUCUACGAGGUCAAUGGGACGACGCUGGACUGGCAGGACCUACCUGUUUCCCAUCACGGACAAGCCAGAGGAGAUGAAGGUAGACCAGAACGCCAAGGAGGUGAUCCAUGAGAAGGCGAAGAAGAUGGUCGUGGAGCAGGUACCGGAGACCCAUGGGGACAAUGGGAAAGACCAGCCGUCAGUGGAUGACAUCGAGAGCGAGAAGGUAGAGAACACGAAACAGACAACUGCAGGAGGAGCAGAUCUCAAAAAACGGAUCGUCGAGAAGAGAAAAGUCAAGACCGACCUGUUCGAAAAGACGAAGAGGAGGGUCAGGAUGCGGACCAACUUCGGACCAGCACUGAGGAGCUACAGUGCCUUCUUCAAUGACAAGAUCGCGGACGGUGACCAGAUGGACUGGGACAAGCUCGACUGGGAGAACUUCGACGUGGCGGCAUGGGCUGCUACGGAGAUCCAGGAGGACCUGGAGAUCCCGACGGGGAUCGACUACAUCGAGGUAGCGUUCGAGGCGUUCGACGCGAACAGUAUGAACAAGUUCACGAGGCAGCCGGAGCAGUACAUCACCAAGGCGAUGAAGAAAGGAAGGUCUGAGGCAAGUGUCAAGCACAUGACCGACGAGCAGAAGAGUCUGAUGAAGGUGGCGAAGCUGGUCGAGGUGAGAGACUGGAUCGCCAACGACGUGCUGGAGAGGUUACCGCCACACAUCAAGCCGAAGUCGUCGGACGUCCUGAAGACGCGCUGGGUACUCACCUGGAAGAAGGACGAAGCGACAGGAAAAGGGAUGCCAGACGACAAGCCGACCUACAUCGAGGCCAACGAUGAGCUGGCGGAGGAGUUCGGAGUACCUGGAGGGACAGCGGUGAGACUAAAGAAGGCAGUGUACGGACUAUGUCAAGCACCAAAGUCGUGGUACGAGAGCGUGGACACCCUGAUGGAGCAGCUCGGUGGACAACGAUGCGUGUCGGACCCGUGCGUCUGGGUUUUCAGCGACGAGAACAACAACGUGUUCGGGGUAGUUGGCACACACGUGGACGACUUCCUGAUCGCCGGAGAUGGUGGAGUUCGAUGGCGAGAGAUCGAGGUGAAGCUGCAGAAGGCGUUCCGCUGGACUCCAUGGGAGGAAGGAAGCUUCAAGCAGACCGGACUGUCGGUCAUGCAGACGGCCAGCAGCGAGAUCACCAUACACCAGAAGGAGAUCAUCGACAACAUCACCGAGAUCAACAUCGGACAAGAGCGUCGCAAACAACGGGACCAGAAGCUGACGGAUAAGGAGAUGACGAUGCUUCGGGGUGCACUGGGCGAGAUCCAGUGGGUGGCGACGCAGACGAUGCCGAAAUAUCAGGCGCAGUGCUCAAUAUAUCAGAGCAGUGGACCGACGGCGACAGUGGAGACGCUCUUCGGGAUCAACAAGCUGAUCAGACAGAUGAAGAACGAUCACGGCUACAAGCUGAAGUUCGAGAGUUUCGAGGGAGAAGGAGUGGUCGUAGCGAGAGCAAGACGGCAGCCGAUGCUGGAGGGCGUGAAGCAGGUACGAUCGUGCCUGUGCGUGGACGCUAAGAGCAUCUACGACUGUCUGGCCAAGCAGGUGCAGAUGCAGAGCCUGGCCGAGAAACGGACGGCGCUCGAGCUGAUGGCCUUCGAGAAGUGCAUCAACGAGACAGAGUUGAUUGUGCGGUGGUGCCACUCCGAGGCCAACCUGGCCGACAGCUUGACAAAGACGACAGCUACAGGGCCCAUCGACCUGUACAUGAAGACGUGGAGCUGGGCACUGGUAGACGACGACGAGCAGCUCAGUGCCAAGACGCGUAAGGAGCGCGGGAUGAGCAGGUUCGAGAACAGCAAGGAUAUCUCUGGCCUCAUCAAGAUGGCAUUCAUGAAAGUGGGAGUGUCGUUACCAUAUGCAGCAGAUGGUGAUGACAAUGAUGACGAUAACAUGAUAGUGAGUGAGCCGACAUCCUAUGGCUGA
Molecule: messenger RNA, 4284 nt
Organism: Prorocentrum cordatum
Lineage: Eukaryota; Dinophyceae; Prorocentrales; Prorocentraceae
Source: the annotation of a GenBank genome assembly